AUGAGAGAGCACUUCACGCCGCCAUGUCUCGAUGCCAGUCCCACUUUGCUAACACUUGUAUCUUACCAAAAACUUGUCCCACACAAAGCUGAGAUCAGGCUCUGCUUUCAUUUUCCUGGGUCAAAAGAUUCCAGGCCAGCAAAGCGAAUCAAAAGUCUCUCAUUAAGGGACGGUUCAUUAUUUAUGAGGAUGACCGGGUCGGGAAAAAAAUAAUAGCUUUCCUCUUUCUUUCUAAAGCCCGCCCAAAAGGCAUUUUGUUUUUUCGUAGCCCGUUCAGUAUUUGGGGUCAAAUUUUUCAAAGCCCGUUCAAAUUGAAGUGAGUACCUUGUGAAAAUCAUUCAAUGUUUAUUUACGACUAGAGCAACUAGUGCAUGUUCAGAUCAAAUACACAACUGUUUGCCGUUCGAGUCAGCAAACGGCUAUCUAUCAAAGGAGUUGAGCGAUUACAAACGAUAAUUUAUUAACAUCUGUGAAAAGUGCACGUUAACAAAUGCCAUCCAGCUUGAGGCAUUUCAUCGUUUGCCAAAUAAGUGAAAAAGUCCUAAAUAUAUCUUUGAACACGAAUAUAUAACUGUUCGUAUUAAAUGACUUGCAAGAGGCGUUUGGAGUUUUCCAACCUCUCCAAAGAGAACUUCUUGUGGAGUAACGUUUCCCUUGAAAGUUUUCGACGUUUUGUUAAAGGAAUAAGUUUCCACAAACAUGUUUUUAAACACGUUCGCGAGACGUUCACGAGGACAUUCAAAACUUUGUUCCAGGUCUCUGUUGCAGCAGCAAGACAUGGGAAGACUGGUAACUAAUGUCCACAGGGCAUGAAAAAAUGAAACGGAUUUAUACAAUUUAUACUGUGGUGUUUCAUAUUAGGUUCUGUUAUAGCGCCCGAAUUAAUUUUUUAAAAAGUCAACUGUUUGCAAACUCAAUCAAAACCAUAAAAUUCCUCUUCAUCUGAAUCGCUUUGAAAGACAAACCAUAUCUUUUCACUUUCAUCGAUGCUAUAACGUUCCCGUUCGCGUGAUGAAGUCGCGAUCGUGUCUUGGUCUGAGUCAGGCCCACUUAACAAUUCUGCAAGGACAAUAUCCUCCUCACUUUCAUCGUCCCCUGAGAUGUCAAUUUCCUCGUUGUCAUCUUCCGUUCCACAUUCCUUCGUCUCCUCGUCAGUAAAUUCAUUCGUAUCUUCCUGUUGACCAUGGUUUCCGAGAAGCACAUGCAACGAGACUCUCAGUAUCUUUUCAGCUUUGGCGCCGCUGCAUACGAGUUUGUAAUGUUUAAGGUAUUUAUUCAGCUCAGAUACAAGCAAUUUUUUAAAUCUCCAGACUCUACGAGGUCGCGCCAGGCAUAUUCUUCAAACGUUUUGGACAUCAUUUACGUUCAUUUUACGCUUUUGUUCUGCGCGCCCCCUUGUUCUAAUGCCACUUUGUAUUUUAAGAUCUUCUAAAUGGGCAAUGUAUGCCUUGAUCAAGUGCGGCUCCACGGCUAAUUUCUCCGAAAACUGCUGGAGCUCUUCUUCCGUUGUUAACAUGCCGUCACUAAACAUUUUCUUUAUGUUUGCACGUGGCUGAAAAUCAUCGGGCACUCAAGGCUGCCCGUUUUCUGUGGUAGUUGGUGUGUCAUUGACCGAUUUAAAAUGGGUAGGAUUUUCAGGAUCUGGCACAGGCUGGGGAAUACGUUUCAUGGGCACUGGACUUGUCCAUCCUUUGUUAGAACAAAAUGAACAACGUUCAGUGAUGGCUGUAGAACAGUCACCGUACAAGUACUCCAUAAAGAGCUCACCAAUUUUGUAAUGGGAAUCGAUGAAUCGUAGAAUUUUUUUAAUGUACGCACUUCCAGGGACACACGAUUUCUUAUUCUGAGUCGCAGAUUGGUAUUCCUUAAGAUUACUUUUGUUGAAAAAAAAGUUGUCACCUUCAUUUUUUUCAGCAAGGAGAACACUGUAGUGCGUGCAGAAAAAAUAUUUUCAAUUCAGUAGGAGUUGCAACUUGAGAUCCUCGAUCAAAACAUCUUGUUUUUUUGUGUACAGUCUGGCGGAGUCCGAAGAUUUAAUAUUCCAACCGUUGGAGUUCACUUUGAGUAAAAUCCUUGUCCAUGCAUCAUUUGAAAUUCUAAUUUGAUUACAAGCUCUGAAAUGUCAAGGAAUAUAAACAACUAUAAAAGAGCAGCUCACAAAGUACAUUUGUGUCAUUCCGUGGCCUGUCAAAAUUCUCGAGUGUUUGAUCGCAAAACGCGAGCUUUUUCUUGCGGGUAUAUCCCUGCAUUACCAAAAAUAUUGUAGCAAUAUUUCUUUGAUAUGAAAGUACGACAAUUUACCGCGUGAAUUUUCAACGACGAAUACAGUUUCCAUGUGUUGUUCUCAUCAAACGACUGCCGCGUUUCUACCACAGUUUUAGUUUAUGUUGAUUUUUUUUAAAGCCUUGUCUCUUUGUUCAAGAAAAAAACACAAAGCCCGUCGCCACGGCAAGAAAAAUUUCCAAAGCCCGUUCGGUUUUUUCCCGACCCGGUCAUUCCCAUAAAUAAUGAACCGUCCCUAAGUACAGUACCAGGGUACCUGGUACCUACCUACAAUCGGCGACAAAAUGAGUUGAGACACUUCGCCCAAAAGUGGGCUUUUUUACGUUUUAUGAACUUCAAAAGGAGGAAAUAAUUAUAGCUUUCCUCCCCCAUCCCCUCCAUGCAAUGUUGUGCCCUUGUUCUAGCUACCUAUAGAAAACAACAAACACCCCAACUUUGAAUGGAGGGGACAGGGGAGGGGUGCAGAUUCUUUUGUUCUCCGAAGUCACCCUAUUUAAGUACAAUGUCUCAACAAUUUUGUCGCCGAUUGUAGUUUAUAGAGUGCCGCUGACCAAGAAUAGGCUGCAGGCUCCUUUUGUCGCCCACAAUUACGAAUACAAGAGAUGCCCCAAAGGGAUGCCUAAUUGGUGA
Messenger RNA from Porites evermanni, 2913 nucleotides. Lineage: Eukaryota; Metazoa; Cnidaria; Anthozoa; Scleractinia; Poritidae. The record is from the annotation of a GenBank genome assembly.